Molecule: messenger RNA, 491 nt
Organism: Heterocephalus glaber (naked mole-rat)
Lineage: Eukaryota; Metazoa; Chordata; Mammalia; Rodentia; Bathyergidae
Gene: Snorc
Product: secondary ossification center associated regulator of chondrocyte maturation
Biological process (GO): cartilage development
Cellular component (GO): cell periphery
Source: RefSeq, a predicted model, not a curated record
GAGGACAGAGUUUGCAUUGAUGGAAACCCUCCCCAGCUCUCUGAUGCCUCUUUCCCGCUGCCAAGGUGCAGCAGCUCAGUCCUCUGCAUCCCGCCCGCUGUGCGCGCUCAUGGCCAGGAUGGCACCCUGUCUGGCCCUGCACACGGCCCUGCUGCUCAUCUCGGGGGUCCUGGCCCCUGCGGUGCUCACAGCUGAGGGCCCGCAGGAGCCCGUGCCCACCCUGUGGAACGAGCCAGCUGAGCUGCCGUCGGGAGAAGGCGCCAUGGAGAGCACCAGCCCCGGCCGGGAGCCCACGCCCAGCGGCCAGCCGGCCUCCACGUCAGCGCCAGGCCCCGAAGACAGCACCGCGCGGGAGCGGCUGGACCAGGGUGGAGGCUCGCUGGGGCCCGGCGCCAUCGCGGCCAUCGUGAUCGCCGCCCUGCUGGCCACCUGCGUGGUGCUGGCACUCGUGGUCGUCGCGCUGAGAAAGUUUUCCGCCUCGUGAAACAAAU